AUGUUCGUUCCUGACCAGAACCAGCUCCACGCGCUGUACAUGUUUCGCUGCGGGGAGCUGCGCGUUGGGAAGCCGAAUGAAGAGAUGCUCGCACUGCUAGCGGAGGACGAUUGGGCGUAUCUGUCACGUCUGAAGGACGAGGCACACGAGCGUGGCGUGUCCAUCGAGGACCUGCAGAUGAUUGAGGACGACACGGCAGAAUUACGGCAGAAGCGGGAGGCGAUGGUGCCGCUUGCCAUGCGCCGCGUGUUGCGCCUCACCCCUGUCAUCGGCAGCAUCGAUGCGCUGGUGCAUGUGGGAGCACGUGGGGCGUUGGCGAUUGUGGAUGUGGCACGCGAGCUGCCGUUUCUGGAGGUGCUCGACUUCUCCAACCUUACCUCGCUCUUUCUUGCCGACCCCUAUCAGUGCGAGGGCGUCACGGGGAACGAUGUCAUCGAGGCAAUAUGCCGCAUGGCAGCCACCCACCCAUCGCUCCGCGUCAUUGAUUUGGCGGGGCAACCCAUCGGCACAAUCGCCGCCCACCAUUUUCUUGAGCUCCUGCGAUGGAACCGACGGAUCCAAGAGGUGCAGUUUGAUCGAGACGCCGUCGAUGGUCGACUGGUGGCGUACAUUGAAAGGGAGAUGCGGCACAACGCCACGUUGCCGCGGGCUCCUCCAGUUCUUCCCCGCGCCCCAUCCGAUAGUAUCAAGCGACUCCCCGUCCACGACAGGAAAACCGUGCAGGAGCAGCAGCUUCUCCGGCGGCUCCUGGAAACAGAGACUGGUUUGGGCGACAUCAUGUCUUUGGAAGAGAUCAGCGAGGCGGUAUUGUACGCCCGCACGAUGUCGACAACGGAGGUUGUCACGCGUUCCAGCGGUCUUCGCGGUGACGGUGUACAUCUUUUUCUUCUUGAGUCUGGCGCUCUACGCGCGAAAGCCGGCCCGCGCGGGUUUGAACUAAGACGUGGCGACUAUUUUGGAGAAACGCACGGCGAUGUGUUGUUCAGUCAGGGUCUGUUGGAAGAGGCGGUGCGGGGGGUUGUGUACUGCAUACCGCUCAGCCACUGUCGCUCUCUCUGCGACGCAUGGGCGGGACGAGUUGAGGCUUAUUAUCCGCUACUUCGCCAGAGUGCUUUGCUGCAGGCAUUAGAUGUCUGGACGCGGCUUCGAAUGUGCUGCUGUGCCACACAACGUGUUUUUUCCAGGGGAGAUGUGGUGAUAUCGCCGGGUGAUUCUUUCAAGGGUCUCUUUCUCGUGACAGCCGGUAUGUUUGGGGUGCUUGGCCCCACCGCGAAAUCCCCCAGAGCGCAGGAAUUCACUGUCGGUGACGUCUUUGGCGAAGAGGCGUUUUUGGCGCGUCGCGAAUGCAGUUCUGUGACAAUUGUCACGGAGAACUUUGCGGAGACGAACAGUUGCCUGGUCGUUGAGGGGUGCGCCGCUCGCGUGCUGCGAAGCCACUUGCUGCCAGUGCUGACCACACUCGCUUCCGCGUACUCCCAACACGAGGAUCUUAUGCCCGUCAGGAAGUGA
Molecule: messenger RNA, 1509 nt
Organism: Trypanosoma cruzi
Lineage: Eukaryota; Euglenozoa; Kinetoplastea; Trypanosomatida; Trypanosomatidae
Exons: 1
Coding region: 1-1509 (502 amino acids)
Source: RefSeq, a predicted model, not a curated record